Molecule: messenger RNA, 3355 nt
Organism: Labeo rohita (rohu)
Lineage: Eukaryota; Metazoa; Chordata; Actinopteri; Cypriniformes; Cyprinidae
Gene: lmbr1
Product: limb development membrane protein 1
Exons: 15
Coding region: 155-1516 (453 amino acids)
Biological process (GO): signal transduction
Molecular function (GO): transmembrane signaling receptor activity
Source: RefSeq, a predicted model, not a curated record
UUUAUUUGGCGCUGAGACGCGACCGCUGUCAGUCAGUCAGUCAGUCCAGCUCUACUCCGGUGGUCUGUUUAUCUUACAGAGACGCUUUCUCUUACAGUGAAUGGAAUCACCACAAAAAUGCGUUGCUAAUAAAUGUGUUUCUGCAAUAUGAAGAAUGGAAGAAGACGAUGUGACGAUCAGAGAGCAGAAUUUCCACAGCCAAGUGCGCGAGUACAUUGUCUGCUUCCUCUUGUUUGCAGUGCUGUACAUUGUGUCGUACUGCGUCAUCUCACGCUACAAGAGAAAGAGCGAUGACCAGGAAGAUGAGGAUGCCAUCGUCAACAGAAUAUCUAUGUACCUGUGUACAUUCACACUGGCAGUGUCAGGAGGGGCUGUCCUUCUCUUACCAUUUUCUAUAAUCAGUAAUGAGAUUCUGCUCUCCCUACCAAAAAAUUACUACAUACAAUGGCUCAACGGAUCACUCAUUCAUGGCCUGUGGAACCUGGUGUCCCUUUUUUCAAAUCUCUGUCUCUUCGUGCUGAUGCCUUUUGCCUACUUCUUCCUGGAGUCCGAGGGCUUUGCCGGUUCGAAAAAGGGUAUAAAGGCUCGAGUGCUGGAGACAUUUGUCAUGCUCUUUCUGCUGGGUCUCCUCAUCCUGGGCAUUGUAUGGGUGGCGUCCGCUCUCAUCGACAAUGAUGCCGCCAGCAUGGAAUCGCUCUACGAUUUAUGGGAGUUUUAUCUGCCGUACCUCUACUCCUGCAUCUCUCUGAUGGGAGGCCUGUUGCUGCUUAUGUGUACUCCAGUAGGACUGUCACGCAUGUUCACAGUGAUGGGCCAGUUACUAGUCAAACCCACAAUUUUAGAGGAUCUGGAUGAGCAGAUUUAUUGUAUACAGCUGCAGGAAGAGGCCUUGGAGCGUAGACUUAACGGUAUGAUGUCAAACUCUUAUUUCCAUGGAAACUCUCAGCACCAUCUCUACAAAGAGCUGGACAACAUUCGCAAUCAGAGGAACAAACUCGGUGAGAGAUGUUUUUACCAACGUUUAAUUAAACUACAUGAGAGAGGUAUUGGCAAUGCCUCCUUAUCCACGUUUGGAGUCGCCCAGGCGGUUGUUGAAAUCAUUCUCAUGUUUUAUCUGAUGGUCUCAUCUGUGGUCGGCUUCUAUAGCCUUCGUAUCUUUCAGGAGCUCACUCCCAGAAAGGACGACACCACCAUGACAACGAUCAUUGGUUGCUGUGUAUCCAUUCUAGUGCUGAGCUCGGCCUUGCCUGUGAUGUCCCGAACACUUGGAAUAACAAGGUUUGAUCUCCUGGGUGAUUUUGGACGAUUUAAUUGGCUUGGAAAUUUUUACAUUGUACUUUCGUACAAUCUUCUGUUUGCUGUGGUAACCACAUUGUGUCUGGUCCGAAAAUUCACAUCUGCUGUGCGAGAGGAACUCCUCAAGGCCCUCGGUCUGGAUAAAUUAAAUCUGUCCAACAGUACAACAGACGCAGAGUCAGGGAAACAUGCUGUCAACGGGCAUCAGAAAACUCUGUGAGAACAAAAUCGAGCCAUUCUCACACAAACUCAUGUAUAUGCAGUUGGAUCUUUCAUUUUAAGAGUAGUAGUGGUAUACAUUCAGAAAGCACCAAAAAACACAAAAAAAAAAAAAAUAGUUGAAGUGCUUAGACUCGGAGUCACCCAGCAUGUAGAAUAUGUCCAUCACUCAUUUGAGCAAUCAAUGAUACAGUAGUGUAUGUACCUCUGAACCUCACUGCAAAAUGCUUCCAGCUCUAACCAGUUUGAGAUUCAAAAUGAUUUCAUUUGGGUUAACAGUGUUUGUUGUUCAGCUUGUAAGUCUUUUCAUUUCAAUUCUCUUAAAGGGAUAGUUCACCCAAAAAUGAAAAUUCUGUCAUUAAUUACUCGCCCUUAUGUCGUUCCAAAGACCCUUGUUCAUCUUCGGGGAACACAAAUUAAGAUACUUCGGAUGAAAUCUAAGAGCUUUCUGACUCUGCAUAGACACCAAUGGAACUGAGAUGUUCCCAGGCCCAGAAACAUAGUAAGGACUCUCUGUAAAACAGCCCAUGUGAUUGGUUCUACCGUAAUUUUACAAAGCUACCAGAAUACUUUGUGUGCUAAUAAAACAAAAAUAAUGACUUUAUUAAAUAAUUCUUCUCCUCCAAGUCACUUGGAAUUGUUAUUUUCGUUUUUUUUUUUUUGCGCACAAAAAAAUAUUCUUGUAGCUUUGUAAAAUUACGGUUGAACCACUGAUGUCACAUGGACUACUUUAACAAUGUCCUUUCUUCCUUUCUGGGUGUUAAAGGGACAGAAAGCUCUUAGAUUUCAUCAAAAAAUAAUCUUAAUUUGUGUUCUGAAGAUGAACGAAUGUCUUACAGGUUUGAAACAUAGGGGUGAGUAAAAAAUGACAGAAUUCAAAUUUUUGGGUGAACUGUCCCUUUAAGUGAGAAAAUGUUGUUUUCUUGCCGACCUGCGCACCUAAAAGGCCUCCUGACUGCACCCUUCAAUGAGGGAUAAUUAUUAUUAUUUUUAUUAUCUAUAAUUUUUCUCUAGUUUAAUUAGGGGAAAUAUUAAGCUGUUUGCCAAGCUGAUUAUUUCAGGUGUAAUAAAGCAUGCAUUAGUCUCAGUUAGGGCAUAUCAUUUCCUCCUGAAUUAUUUGUGACAUUUUGCACCCUUGUAGAUCAGUAUUUUGUAAAGUUAAGUGGAACUUUUGGCAAAUUUGGACCUAAGGGCAGCUCCCAUAAAAACAGCACACAAAUGCCAUAUAAACAUCUUUGAUAUUGACAAGAAAGACACCUUUAUUACAUCUAAUAUUAGUACUUGUAUUAGAAACUGUUGCAGAGCGUUUAAAUUUAACACUGGGAAAGAAAUCUCAACGUAUAUAACGGACACAUAUUUAAUGCCAAAUGAACUGGUUCUUAUGCAAAUAAGGCACAUUGCAAAAUCCCAAUCUACAAGCAAAAUGUGAUAGCCAGUCAAUGCAUUGGUAGAUAGCUGUCAAAUUUAUUGCUUGAAGUGUAGAGUGAGUUUUGUAAUCUUUGUCUGCCAUUGCAUAUGUUUACAUUCACUUUAAGAUGAAGAUCAAUUAUUUAUAAUUUGAUCAGUUAUAAAUGAGGAAGCGUUAUGAUUUUAGUUUCCUCAUGCUUUACUGUGACAAUUCAGGUUUGUUGGAUGUGACAGAAUUAAGUCAUGGGAAUGAACAAGGAAACUCCCCAAACAUGUGCCUUACUCACAAUUUUGGCAUAUUCUGGGUAGUAUCAGAAUGUUACUAAGAGUGGAGGAGCCUACCUGCCAAAUUUCUUCUUGCACUGUAACCGCUCUUGUCGUUUUCAUUGGUAGGCAAGGUUCAGAAGUGGAUAUUAUGGGUUCAAGUCACUAC